Molecule: messenger RNA, 2580 nt
Organism: Melanotaenia boesemani (Boeseman's rainbowfish)
Lineage: Eukaryota; Metazoa; Chordata; Actinopteri; Atheriniformes; Melanotaeniidae
Gene: stx6
Product: syntaxin 6
Exons: 8
Coding region: 146-913 (255 amino acids)
Biological process (GO): vesicle fusion; intracellular protein transport; Golgi vesicle transport
Cellular component (GO): SNARE complex; endomembrane system; synaptic vesicle membrane
Molecular function (GO): SNARE binding; SNAP receptor activity
Source: RefSeq, a predicted model, not a curated record
UUUACGCUGCCAUAUGUAAACAAAGCCCGUCUAACUGUGGAGGCGUCAGCGGCCGCUCCGAUGACCACAAAUACACCUUAAUCAGAUCCAGAACAGUCACAGCGGAUCCGGACUCUGCGGGAUGGACUGACUAGGACCUGGGAACAUGUCCAUGGAAGACCCGUUCUUCGUCGUGAAGGGGGAGGUGCAGAAGGCAGUGAAUGCUGCUCGAAGCCUCCAUCAGAGAUGGAGUGAGCUGCUGCAGGAAAGGGGUGGAGCCUCCAAGGAGGAAAUAGACUGGACAACCAAUGAGCUGAGGAACAGCCUGCGCUCCAUUGAGUGGGAUCUGGAGGACCUGGACGAGACCAUCAGCAUUGUGGAGUCAAACCCGAAGAAAUUCAACCUGGAUGCAGCUGAGCUUUCGAAGAGGAAACUCUUCAUCACCAACACCAGAACCACAGUGAAGGAAAUGAAGGAACAGAUGUCGAGUCCGACCGCCGCCAGCGUCAAUAGGAAGAACAGACAGGCUCUGCUCGGUGAACGAGGAUCUCAGGGGCCCAUUUGGCAGCCCGGUCCCGAUAAAUAUAACCGACUGGACCACCAGCUGCAGAACGCAAACUCCCAGUUCAUAGACGAGCAGCAGGUGCAGCAGCAGCUCAUCGCUGAGCAACAGGAUGAGCAGCUAGAACUGGUUUCUGGAACAAUCGGAGUCCUGAAGAACAUGUCGGAGCGGAUUGGCAUGGAGCUGGAUGAACAGGCUGUGAUGUUGGACGACUUCAGCCAGGAGAUGGACAACACUCAGUCCAGACUGGACAAUGUGAUGAAAAAACUGGCCAAAGUGUCCCACAUGACCAGCGAUCGUCGGCAGUGGUGCGCUAUCGGCGUGUUGCUCACCAUCCUACUCGUCAUCAUCAUUCUCUUCGUCAUCCUCUGAUUAAUGCUCAGAAUUUAUCACGAGGUCUUGUGUUUGGGUUUGUUUAUUCUCACUCUACAUACGUUAAUAGGUACGUGUGCUUUAAACAUCGUGUCCUCGUAAUUUCAUGCAUCUUUUAAAUUAUCACGGUUGUUAGCUGCAUUGCCAUCCACCAGGGGGCAGUGCAGAGUUCAGAGUUUUGAAAUCAGUUUCCGACAAUAACAAACAUGGAGACGAUGGAGGAGAUCCCGAUGAUGUUCAUUCAGAAAGAGGCUUAAAAAGAAGCAGCGCAGUAGACGGAGGUGAUCUAAAGGCCUGUUUAUGCUCGACACAGAAGACGGCACACAGCUGUGCUGCUCAACCCACCCCUGUGGUUUCUGGUGGUACUUCUCCAUUUGCUUUGUCAGGGAAUUCCUCUGAAAGGGUCCCGACAAUGGACCAAAUUACAUAGGACGCAGAAGAUGGACGAAAUCAUCCAUAUCCGUCUAUAUUGUAGAGCAUAAAUAAACCUAUGUCCACUGGACUCUUCUGGACCUCUUCAAACUGCAUUGGACUGCAUUCUGUUGGACCCUAGUGGACUCUUCUGGACUGCAUUGGACUGUAGUGGACUCUUGUGGACUGUUUUGGACCCUAGAAAACAGUUGUGAACCGUACUGGACCCUUGCGAACUCCUGUGGACUGUACUGGACCCUAGCGGACUCUUGUGGACUCUACUGGACCUUAGCGAACUCUUGUGGACUGUACUUGUAAUGUCUGUUACUGUCUCUUGAAGACAUAAAAUGUAAACACCUCCACGCGAGUUCACUGUGUUCGAUUUUUUUAUUAACAGCAACCACCAACCACGUAACAUCCAGCUCUAUACAUAAACUUCUCCUUCUUCUUCUUCUUGUCCUCUCCUCCAAGCCUAUAUCUAACUAUAGUGCCCCCUAUGGGUGAAACCUACCAUAGAUUAUCUCCUGUCAUUACAGUACUGGACCCUAGCGGACUCUUGUGGACUGUACCGGACCUUAGCGGACUCUUGUGAACUGUACCGGACCCUAGAGGACUCUUGUGGACUGUACUGGACCCUAGCGGACUCUUGUAGACUGUACUGGACCCUAGAGGACUCUUGUGGACUGUACUGGACCCUAGCAGACUCUUGUGAACCGUACUGGACCCUAGCGGACUGGUGUGGACCGUACUGGACCCUAGCGGACUCUUGUGGACCGUACUGGACCCUAGCGGACUCUUGUGGACCGUACUGGACCCUAGCGGACUCUUGUGGACUGUACUGGAUCCUAGCGGACUCUUGUGGACUGUACUGGAUCCUAGCGGACUUGGGCAAAUGAAACAUAUUUGUGAUUUAAAGUUUGUUUCGUUUUCUUUUGAUUUUUUUUAAAUAACCAGUUUAACCAGUUUAAAGAAGACCAGAGACCUGAACCAGGAAGCUGGAUUUUCUCUUGUGGAGCUAACUUCGGGGUUUUCUGUCCUAGGAAGCCGGUUAACUUCUUACCAGGUAAAUCACCAUGGUAACUUACACCGAACAUCUAGCUUCUUCUGGAGCAGGGUCAACGAGUAUAAAGCUCCACCUCCUGACCAGGUUCCAGGCUUCUGACACGGCGGCCGGUCUUUGCUGGGAUUGUUCAGCGUCCGCCGGUGUUGCGUUCAACAUUAACUGCAAACGCAGCGUUUUCUGGACGGAAGCUUCU